This is a messenger RNA of Prinia subflava (tawny-flanked prinia), 1930 nucleotides long. RefSeq names its product nipsnap homolog 2 (gene NIPSNAP2). The transcript has 10 exons. NCBI's taxonomy places the organism in Eukaryota, Metazoa, Chordata, Aves, Passeriformes, Cisticolidae. The record is from RefSeq and is a predicted model, not a curated record. Gene Ontology annotation, cellular component: mitochondrion. The coding region runs from base 58 to 939 and encodes 293 amino acids.
GCCCGCCAGGGGGCGUGGCCGCAGCCCCCGGCCCAGGAGGGAGGCGGCGGGAGCAAGAUGGCGGCGCGAGUGCUGCUGCGGGGGAGCCUGGCGGGAGCGCCCGCCGUGCCGCGCCUGCCGCCCGGCGCUGGGCUGGCCCUCAGGCUCAGUGCCUGUGCUGUUCCCUGCAGGGGCCUGGGCUCCUCGGCCCGCAGCUCCCGCGAGGACAGCUGGCUGAAAUCGCUCUUUGUGCGCAAGGUGGAUCCCAGGAAAGACGCGCACUCCAACCUGCUGGCCAAGCGGGAGACCAGCAGCCUGUACAAACUGCAGUUUCACAACGUCAAACCUGAAUGUCUAGAGGCCUACAACAAGCUCUGUCAAGAGGUGCUGCCAAAGAUUCAUGAAGAAAAACACUACCCUUGUGCUCUGGUGGGGACUUGGAACACGUGGUACGGAGAGCAAGAUCAGGCUGUUCAUUUGUGGAGAUAUGAGGGAGGUUACCCAGCUCUCAAUGAGGUCAUGAGCAAACUUCGUCAAAAUAAGGAAUUCACAGAAUUCCGUAAGGAGAGGGGGAACAUGCUCCUCUCCCGUAAGAACCAGCUCCUGCUGGAGUUCAGCUUCUGGAACGAGCCUGUCCCCAGAGAUGGCCCUAACAUUUAUGAGCUGAGAUCCUACCAACUCAGACCUGGGACAAUGAUUGAGUGGGGCAAUUACUGGGCUCGUGCGAUUCGGUUCCGCCAGGACAGCAAUGAAGCCGUCGGGGGCUUUUUCUCCCAGAUUGGGCAGCUCUACAUGGUCCAUCACCUCUGGGCUUACAAAGACCUGCAGACCAGGGAGGACAUCAGGAACGCAGCGUGGCACAAACCCGGCUGGGAUGAGCUGGUUUAUUACACAGUGCCCCUUAUUCAGGAGAUGGAGUCCAGAAUCAUGAUACCCUUGAAGAUUUCUCCACUUCAAUAAAGUCACUGAUUUUCUCGUGCCUACAUAGAUGAAGUGACAAGUAUUUGUCUUAAUUUAUGGUAUACACUGUAUAUCAUAGUCUGAAAUAUAAAAGUACUGUAUUGAGCUUAUAAAAGAGACCUCUUUUCUUCAGAACCCACGACCUUGUGCUCUUAGGGGGGGAGAAAAUAACUCCAGGACUGUGAUGAAAAGGUUGGGGAAUUGCAAACAAGUCCAAAUGUGUGGGCCAGGUCCCCAGGUAAUGUGUGACCCACAGGAUCUGAGAUCUGCUGCUGCACAGGCACUGCCCAGAGCUCUGCUGUGAGCAUUCCAUGACUGCAGCUUUCCAAAACAAACGUGGGAGUGACGGGAGAAGCUGUGGAGAAAUGAGAAUUUCAUUUCAGGCUGUGAAACGAGCGGCUCUGGGGUUGCUGUGGAAUCACCCCUGGCUGGUGGAGCAGGCAAAAUCUGCAUUAUUAAGCAGGCAGUCAUUAAUUUGGGCUAAUCCUGUGUGCCUUGUGGGCAGCAAGGGGCACUGCAGGGUCUCAGAGCACAGCUUUGUGUGGAACCUCCCUGGAGCGGAUCCACGCAGGGCCCUGCAGACACUGCCUGAACACCCUGCAGGGAUCACCCCGCCCCAAGGACUCCCCAAACAGCUCCAGGCUCUGGGAAAAGGGGUUGAAUUUCAUAAGCAGAGGCUGGCAGGGGGCUGCAGGCCCCGUGGCUGGGUUGCUGUGAGGCUGGGCUCGGCGUUUCCGUGUACCAUGGUGUCCAGUUCUGUUUUGGUUUCACUUCUAGGCUAGAAUGUGUCCACACUUCUUGGUGUCUGCAACGAUGUGAACAUCCUGUAAGUGACAAUGAUAUUCUCUUUCUCUCUCUCUCUCUCUCUCAAGUGGCUCCAAGAAUCAGUGUAACAUACUGAAUGUACAAAUCAGUUCUGAAUGUCCAGUUUGUACAUCUCAAGAAGUUUUCAGGAAGAACAUAUCGGUCAAUAAAAACCUUUUAAUUUUCA